AUGGCCGAUUGUGUUGUUCACUAUGACUCACUGGACACAUCUAGUGAUAAACAGAUUCGACCAAGUGCAAAUACAUUUGAAACUUUGCUCGAGUGUAAGAAAAUACGAGAGAGUCUGGGCGGUGAAAAUCAUCACAUUGAUCAAUGCAAUAAAAUUCCAGAGAAUUUGGGAGAAAUUGAGUACUUCUACCAUCGAAAAUGUUUUCAAAAGUUUGUAUAUGCCAAAACGUUAUUGAAACGGAAAACAAGCCAAGACGGCUGUCAAGGUUCCAAUAGCAAGCUUCAAAAAUCAACAAGAAAAACAUCACAAAGACAAAGUGAUGAAGCUACUGGCUCUAGAGGACUGUUCCCGAAUAUAUGUAUGAUUUGUAAGAAGAAGGAGUUAAGGGUUAAAAGUGUACGCCAGUCACUAUCUAGGAUUGUCACCAAUACUGCAGAAAGAACACUAAAAGAAGCUGCAAUUGCUCACAAUGAUUUAGAAAUGAUGACAGCCGUCACCGAAACUGAUUUGAAAGCAAAAGAAUUUCAAAAACACGAAAAAUGCUAUCUUGACUAUACUAGAGUCGUCAGGAAAACAGCUGAAUCAACCGAAGGUGGAAAUGAUGACAAACAAUCAGGGGACUACAACGCAGUACUUUCUUUGGUAGACAGUGAUAUUAUAGGCUGUCAGCAAUGUUUGUCAAUGGAAACACUAAUGACAAGAUAUUGUGGUAAUAUUGGAACAAGGCAAAGCAGACACAAGCUGAAGGAACGCCUUACGAAGUCAUUUGGCGAUCAAAUAGUUUUUCUUCAAGCAGAAUAUCAUAUUUCGCAAGUGCUGAUAAGUAAAGAAUGUUUGCACAAUCAGAUGAUUUCGGGAAGUUCUACACGUAUUCAACAAUCCGCCUUAAAAAGGGCAGCAUCGUUUCUGCAAGAGUCUGUCUUAAGUUUUUUAGAAGAGGCUGACCCACUUCCAUGGCCACCGACAGUUGAAAGUUUGGUUUCAAGAGAGAGACAAUACCCAGAGCUUCUGCAAUUGUUUUUCAAGGAACUUUUGUCUUUUAAAGGAAGUCAUCACGUCACUGCCGAAAGAGUAGAUCGACUGACUGACUCGUUUUGUCAAGAUGUCAUUCACGCUGUUUCAAAGGGGAAAUUCCUUACGCCAAAACACGCAUCACUAGGUCUAUGGCCUUCAUAG
Paramuricea clavata is the source of this 1176-nucleotide messenger RNA. The record is from the annotation of a GenBank genome assembly. NCBI's taxonomy places the organism in Eukaryota, Metazoa, Cnidaria, Anthozoa, Malacalcyonacea, Plexauridae.